ACUCCACUCCGCGCGAGUACAGGUCCCGGUCGGCGUUCCCGUCGUCGCCCAAGCCGCGUCGCGAGAGCGUGUGUGCGUGCGCGUGUACGCGCGUGUGUGUGCCAGUGUGUGUGACAGUGCGACACAGAUCGUCGACAUGGUGCGCUUUGGGCGUAAGGCCCGCAACGACGUCCGGGAGCUGCUGGCCAGCCAGGAUGCAGUGCACCAGGAUAACAACCGCCAGGCUGCCGGUGUCAACGCCGGCUACUUGGACUCCGUCGACGCCCUGGGGAUCGAGUUGCCGACGCCCGCUCCGGUCGGCGGCCUCAGCGCCAGGGACUCCCAUUCCACGGACACGGACCUCAUCUUCCUGGAGAGCAUCGCGCGGAGAGAGAAUCCAGAGAGAUUCUCAAAUCCAGCAAAGUUAAGUCUGGCUGUGCAGCUCAGUGAAGAUUGCGAGAGAGUUCAAAAUAAAGACGCUUGGGAGCUUGCAGACCUGCUGCGCAAGCCGCACUUAAAGGGUGUGUUGGGAUCACAUGAUGUGGUAACUGGACGGUCUGAGGAACCUGAUGUAUUGUGGGAGUUCCAGCAACCAGAAAUAAUAAAUAUGAUUAAUAACGAGGAGAUCCGUUUGGUGGGUUUGAGGAGAAACCCUAAUGAGCCUCUUGGCAUGACAGUACAAGUAGAUGACAAUGGGAAUCUACUGGUAGCACGUAUCCUCACAGGAGGCCUCAUCGCAGAACAAGGGACUCUGCAUGUUGGUGAUGUCAUACUGGAAGUCAACGGCUACCCUGUAGGAUCGCCUGAGAUGUUGCAGGAGCGUAUUGCUUAUUCCAAAGAAUCCAUUACUUUCAAAGUUGCCCCAGCCAAGGAAGAUAAUAUCCAGGAAUCUCAUGAAUAUGCAACAAAUGUAGCAAAACAAAAUGGCGUCAAAUCUGUGUGUUAUAUGAGGGCUCUUUUUAAUUACAACCCAAUGGAGGAUACUUUGCUUCCUUGCAAAGAAAUUGGUUUGGAAUUUCAGCAUGGAGAUGUACUUGAAAUUGUAAACCAAAAUGAUCCAAAUUGGUGGCAAGCCAUAAGAGUUGGAUGGAAUGGUCCAGCUGGCCUCAUCCCCUCUCAAGAGUUGGAAGAGCGGAGGAAGGCUUUUGUUGCACCAGACGCUGAUUAUGUACACAAAAUUGGAAUUUGUGGGACAAGGAUUUCAAAGAAAAAGAAGAAAAUAAAAUACCAGUCAAAAGCCAACAAUGAUUAUGACAAAGCUGAGUUGAUGCUGUAUGAGGAAGUCACUCGUAUGCCCCCUUUCAAGCGAAGAACCCUUGCUUUAGUUGGGUCUCAAGGUGUGGGAAGGCGUACUUUGAAAAACCGACUGAUCAACAGCAAUGUAGACAAAUUUGGAACUGUUAUACCAUACACAUCACGACCCCAGCGAGAUUAUGAAGAUAAUGGAAAAUGCUAUUGGUUUGUGGACAGAGAAACUAUGGAGAAUGAUAUUCGGAACCACAAGUUUUUUGAAUAUGGAGAGCACAAAGGGCACAUCUAUGGAACCACUCUAGACUCAAUUAGAGAAGUAAUCAAUGAUGGCAAAAUGUGUGUUCUAGACUGUAGUCCAGCGGCUCUCAAAGUUCUGCACAAUUCAUCAGAGUUCAUGCCAUACGUCAUUUUCAUUGCUGCUCCCGGAAUGGAGCAGCUGAAAACACUCCAUAAUUAUGGCAGAGGCAGCAGAAGCAUGAUGUUUGAUCGUCAGAGCUCCAUCAGAUUCAGCUCCCAGCGAGCUCGGACUUUGCAGUCUCUCCAAACCAUGUUUGAGGAGGAGGAUCUUUUGCGUAUGGUAGAAGAAAGUGCUUGCCUGCAGCGUACCUAUGAAAAGUACAUUGACUAUGUUAUUGUGAAUGAGGAUCAUGAUGAAACUUUCCGCAAAGUGGUACAGCAACUGGAAACACUUAGCUCUGAACACCAAUGGGUUCCAGUAAAUUGGGUGUAUUGAGCAAUAAUAUCAAAGCUUGAAAUACCUUUGCCUGAUGCGAAGUCAUAGGCAGUUCACACUUAUAUAUAUUCAAAUGAGCUUUAUAAUUGAUGUGCCGCCUUUUUUUAAUGGUUUUCAUCAAAAUAUGAUCAAAUUGUUGUUUUGUUUAUUGUUGAUUGUACAUAUUUAUUUUAAGGGAAAUAUUUGAACACAUGUACUAUUUCUUAAGAAACACAAGCUGAUAUCAUUUGCAACAAUUUUAAUUUGUAUAUAGUUCACAUCAAUGUCACAUUUCAAGUGACAACUGCCAUUUUUAAGUUGUUUGCAAAAACAAUACCCAUACUUUGUAUAGCAAGUAUUUUUUGUUUACGAACGAGUCCGUCCUGAAAUGUGAUUAGUUAAGUCUUGAAUUGACCAUAUUAAGUAUAAUAAUUACAAUAAAAACUAGAGAAGGAAUUGAAA
This is a messenger RNA of Thrips palmi, 2404 nucleotides long. RefSeq names its product MAGUK p55 subfamily member 6 (gene vari). Gene Ontology annotation, molecular function: protein binding. The coding region runs from base 137 to 1963 and encodes 608 amino acids. The record is from RefSeq and is a predicted model, not a curated record. NCBI's taxonomy places the organism in Eukaryota, Metazoa, Arthropoda, Insecta, Thysanoptera, Thripidae. The transcript is spliced from 12 exons. Gene Ontology annotation, cellular component: cell-cell junction; plasma membrane.